Molecule: messenger RNA, 810 nt
Organism: Fusarium keratoplasticum
Lineage: Eukaryota; Fungi; Ascomycota; Sordariomycetes; Hypocreales; Nectriaceae
Exons: 5
Coding region: 1-810 (269 amino acids)
Source: RefSeq, a predicted model, not a curated record
AUGCACUUGGGCCAAAGCAAUCAGGACCUUGGGAUCCAGCGAGGCCGUUUGUCCUUCACAAGAUCACAACUCGAGAGUUGCUUCAAUACAAUAUUGCAGGAAAUCAAGGACCUCAUUGAGGAGGCACUUGCCAAAUUUGAAGGCACCAAUCGCCUCAAAGGCAUAGUCAGACACGUGAAUUACGUCGUUCUCUCAGGUGGCCUAGGGAACUCCGACUACGUCUUGAAUGAAUUGACCACAUUCUUCAAUGAUUUAGCAAAGGAGGCGAACACUUGCGUCGGAUCAAAGAUCUUCAGAGCUGAGAGCGAUGCUGGGAUGGUCGUGGCCAAUGGCCUUCUCAACGGUCGAGGAACUAAGGCUCACGCACUCGGAGAACACAUCGCACGAGCUAACUAUGGCAUCAUCGUCGAGGAUCCGCGAUCUAGAGGGUCUGCUCGAUACCCCGAGGGCCCUACGAUUCGUUGGCUGGUGAAGUUUGGAGAUACCAUCCAGGUCGGCAAACCGAUAACCGUCGGCAUCACCAAGCGCCUGGAGAAGAGCGACCAAGGGAAAUGGACUGAGAAGAUUGUGUGGUUAAGGGGAACACGCGAAUUCCUACCCGAGACCGUGAAAGAUGGAUGGGAACUGGGAAUGGAAGAGCUCCGCAGCGUCGAUAUCGAAGUCCGCCAAGGUACGAAGCUGAGUUCCACACAAACCUGGCGGGGCAGUACCGUAUAUCCCAAUUGUGAUUUCAAGUUGAUGUUAAGUGUCGGGCCGUCGGGCGACUGCGAUGUGGAAGUGUCGGAGAACGUCAUCAAACGGAGCGAGUAG